AUGCUGACGGGGGUUUUGAUCGCCUUUUUCCAUACCAUCGGCACAUGUAAAAACAGCGAUGGAUAUCAUGGCAAGGGCGAAUCCUACCAUGAAAAUACCGAAGAAACCAUUGAAGCAGACAUUGCAGCAGCCGCUCAGAUCCUAUGUAGAGCUAUUGUCUUCUUCACCCAAAAUCCCUUUAUUGUCAUCACUUAUGAUAACAAUGCUGCCUCCGUUAUUGGACCACAAGCAGCCACCCUGGAUGAGAUGCGAGUGGUUCAAGGGGAGUUGUCUACCUAUGCAAAAUGUUCAAAGUGUUAUGAGCCUAACAUACAGACUCCCUCAUCUUCUGAUUCAUUACCUCCACAUAAACUACCUAUAUGGGAUGCCCUUGAUGUAUCUAGUCCCUCAAGUCUAGCUUUGCCCGUUACCAUUGAUAACUCUCCGACUUCUUUUAUAGAGGAAGAUGUCACCACUGCAACACCAAUCCAAGAUGUUCUGGAUGAUCAAAAACCCAAAUCCUACCUUCUACGAUUUAUUCGGCUUUUCCAGUAUUUGAUCAAACUGGAGAUACCCAAAUCAUUAAAGCUGGGGAAACUCAGUUUCAGCAAUCCAAAGGUUUGGAUUGUUAUAGGAAUAGGAGUUGCAGGUAUUGUCAUAUUGAGCAAGAGAAGGAGAAAGAAUGUAGUGAAAGAAGAUUUUGGGGCUUUUAUCGAACGUUUUGAGCUUCUUCCUUCUCUUCAGCCGCCACCUCCUGCUGCUCGCCACCUACUUUCUGAUCUUAGUUUUGCAGUUAAAGACAUUUUUGAUGUCGAAGGGUAUAUUACAGGGUUUGGAAAUCCUGACUGGAAAGGUAGUCAUGAAGCAGCUGUUCGAACAGCUGUGGCUGUCUCAUGCCUUUUGAAGAAGGGGGCUACUUGUGUUGGGAAGACUAUCAUGGAUGAGUUGUGUCUCAGCAUCACAGGUGAAAACCGACAUUAUGGAACACCCACCAACCCUGAUGAGCCAUCACGAAUGCCUGGGGGAUCUUCAAGUGGUUCUGCUGCGGCUGUUGCUGCUGAACUUGUUGACUUUUCUCUUGGUACUGACACAAUUGGAUGUGUGAGACUGCCAGCAGCUUUUUGUGGUCUACUCGGUUUCCGCUCCUCUCAUGGGGCUGUCUCCACUAUUGGUGUUGUGCCCAUCUCUCAAAGUUUAGAUACUGUUGGUUGGUUUGCUCGAGAUCCAUCUAUUUUGCAUCAUGUUGGUCAUGUAUUGCUACAAGCGCCAUCCUCAGAUUUAAGAAGGUCAAGGCGCUUUAUCUUUGCUGAUGACUGCUUCCAACUUUCAAAGGUUCCCAAACAGAAGACUGUUUACGUAGUCCGUCAGGCAACUGAAAAGUUAUCUGGAUACCAAGUUACAGAGCACAUAAAUCUUGGGAAGUACAUUGACUCAAAUGUACCGAGCUUGAAAGAAUUUCGAGAACCAGAUGAUGUGCAAAAAGGAAUUUCUAGUCUGAAAGCUCUUUCCAGUGCUAUGAGGUUGCUGCACAGAUACGAGUUCAAAACAAAUCAUGAAGACUGGUUCAAAAGUGUCAAGCCAAGCUUAAGUUCUAAUAUUUCUGCUCGAGUGCUUGCAGCAUUAAACACCACAAAUGAAAAUGUAAAGACUUGUUAUACAGUUAGAACACAAAUGCGGGCUGCUAUGAGUAAUCUCUUAAAGGAAGAUGGAAUAUUAGUGAUCCCAACUACCCCAGAUCCUCCUUUAAUGCUCAAGUCAAAGAGAACCUCGUGUGAUGAGUUGGAGAACAGAGCUUUUAUAUUAUUAAGUAUUGCAGGGAUGUCUGGUUGCUGUCAGGCUACCAUCCCUUUAGGAAAACAUGAUGGCUGUCCAAUAUCACUUUCAUUUAUAGCUUCAUAUGGAGGGGACAGAUUUCUUCUUGGUACUCUUCUAGAUUUGUACUCUUCUCUUCAAAAACAUGCCAGUAUUAUUUCCGAUAUGCAACCCUUAUCAGAUAGUGAAGGAGACAUGGAAACUGCAGAGCUCUUCAAAGAAAAGGGUAAUGCUGCAUUUAAGAGAAAGCAGUGGAAUAAAGCUGUCAAUUUUUAUACUGAAGCUAUCAAAAUAAAUGGUGAAAGUGCAACUUUUUACUCCAACCGUGCCGCAGCUUACUUAGAAUUGGGGUGUUUUCAACAAGCCGAAGCUGAUUGUAAUCAGGCAAUUCUACUUGAUAAAAAGAAUGUGAAAGCUUAUUUAAGGCGAGGAACUGCAAGGGAAAAUCUUUUGUCCUAUAAGGAAGCAGCUCAAGAUUUCAGGCAUGCUCUAGUAUUAGAACCCCAAAACAAGGCAGCCCUUCAGGCAGAAAAACGGCUAAAGAAGAAGGUAACAGGCUAAUCAUUCAAAGUGGGUUGGGAAAAAAUAAUGACAUUUUUGAUAUAUGAAUCUCAUUCUUCUGCCAUAACAGUGGCCGGACCGUAAAGAUAUGUUCUGGUGAGUGCUGUGGCUUCUUAGCAAUUUUGUCACUUCCUCUGUAAAAUACAAAAUAACCUGAUUAUCAUAGAAGGAAGAUCAAUGAUAAAGAGACCUCCAUAAUCUAUGAAGGUCAUUAGGAAGGGUUUCUUAAUGAGCUUACAGAAAAUAAUGGCAUUUGGGUCUCCAUCUCAGUAUCUUGGGAAGAAUGUGUAAAAGUUAGUUUUUGGGGAGAGAGUUCAGGUUUCCUGAAGGACAUGGUUUCUAUGAUUCCCCUCUUAAAAUAUAUUUUUCAGAUAAUAUGUAAAAAUAAAUAAAUUUAUUAAAAAUAAUAAUUUUAUAAAUAAAACAUUUGAGCCGUUAAUUUCAACUGUUUUUAGAUUGGACUGCCCAUUUGCAUCCAUCUUUAAAAUGGAUUCUUUAUACCUCAGGGGAUACAAAUGUAUAAAUGUGUCCUUUGAAACAAUUUUCCUUUUCUGAAUGCUUGUGAAUCCGGAUCCUAAUCUUUGGUUCUUAAAAAGGAUAAGAACUGGAAUGGUUCCUCUC
Messenger RNA from Amborella trichopoda, 2973 nucleotides. RefSeq names its product translocon at the outer membrane of chloroplasts 64-V (gene TOC64-V). NCBI's taxonomy places the organism in Eukaryota, Viridiplantae, Streptophyta, Magnoliopsida, Amborellales, Amborellaceae. Gene Ontology annotation, molecular function: protein binding. The record is from RefSeq and is a predicted model, not a curated record.